Molecule: messenger RNA, 2410 nt
Organism: Durusdinium trenchii
Lineage: Eukaryota; Dinophyceae; Suessiales; Symbiodiniaceae
Source: the annotation of a GenBank genome assembly
AGGUUGCCCGCUGGGCCGAUGCGCGGCAUGCGCUCCGACCGCUGGGUUUGUCGCCCAUCCUUUGCGAGGCGGAGCGACGUGGAGAGAGAGGCAUCACCGUGGAGUUCCUCAUGGAAUCCCAUGCCUGCAGACCCUUCCGGGCCUAUGCCCGAGGCCUCUUGCUUGGAGACCUUUCGGUGGCAACCAUCGAGGAAGGUUCAAAUCGACUUGCACAGUCUAAGGCUCUCAUGGCCUUGGAGUACGUCUUGCAGCACAGCAACCACGGACAGGUUAAGAAGGUUCUUGAAGCUUUGGAAGAGUUUGCAGUGAAGGUCCUCAAGCCUUCAAGGCAGUGGUUCAAGAUCGCAGCUGGAGCUAAAGGUCUCGUGGUGGAGCGGGCCCUGCGCCGCGCACCCGAAGGGGCCUGUCUCGAGAUCGGCACCUAUGUGGGCUUUACGGCCAUUCGUUGUGCAGCAGGGCGGGCCCCGAAUGGACGUGUGGUGUCCCUCGAGGUGGACCCCGAACAUGCCGUGGUGGCGCAAUGCAUGGCCUUGCAUGCAGGUGUCGGCCGCCAGGUAGAGGUUUGGACGGGUCACAGCGGUGAUGUCAUACGCAGCCUACCAGAGCGAUACCCAGGUUGGACACCUCGCUUUGCCAUGGUUUUCAUGGACCAGUGCGGUUCUCGCUUUUGGGCGGACCUUGAGCUCUUAAUCAGAGAGGACAUGCUGCUGCCAGGUGCCGUGAUCCUGGCAGACAACGUACUGAAGCCAGGAGCACCGCUCUUUCUUUGGCAGCUGUUCCAUGGCCGAGGUCGUGAGCUUUUCUCGCAGCGCCAGUUGAUCAGCUUGGAAGAGUUUGCCAUGCCUGGUGUUGAGGAUUGCAUGGCAAUGGCCAUUUACAAUCCUGAUGGCAUGGCAAUGGCAGGAGCUGAUAAGGCUCCCCCUGCGGAGGUUUCAGCCUUGGAGUUCGAGGCCGAUCAAGUGCGUGCCAAAGCUGCCACCUCCGGCAGCGUGCCUUUCGAAGAUUGGUCCGUCUUUGCCGCGCGCUCGGGCACCCAAGAAACGGGCGUACGGAGGAGUUACAUACUAGCUGCAAGGCCCGGCAAGGCUCCCAAGACUCAACCAAUGGUAAUGGUAUGAUGGUAUGCGUGCCUUCAUGGCAAGGGUAUGGCUUCUAUACUUGUACCUCAAGCUUCAGAACGGUGCUUGAGGGACGUGACGACAUGAUUUUUCUCACUUGUACAAGUGGGCCCCACUGAUCAGACAUGACAAGUUCGGAGGCAACACAGGGCGUGUUGUCCGAGCAUUGAUUCGUGCAAGUUUCUGCGAGUGCCAAAUUGGUUCUCUAUAUUUCUCUAUAUCUUGUUCAAAUGCAUUUGGGAAGCAUUAUGGCUUUACUUACGGCUUUCCCCUAUAUGGCAUACAUGGAGUGUCUGGGAUUUAACUCUUACUUUUCCAUCCUCUUAUUGGCGAUGGAUUUGCGAUGGAGCAGAAACGCUGACUUCUUCUUCGGAUGGAUUUAUGCGGCUCCAGUAGGUGGAGAGUGGCCCAGGAUGGUGGAUUUGCGCUGCAAAGGCGGACAUUUGUUGCCACAACAUUGACGUAGAACAUUUGGGAAGAAGUGCAAGGGGAAAGGAUAUGAAAGGAUCAUAGGCUAUAGGGAAGUGAACGGCAGGAAACGGAAAAGGACAAUGGAAAUUUAAGUUCAGAGGAAGAGACAAGGAGAGUAAGGAAAAGGAGCUAGACAAAGGGAGAGUCCAAAGUGAAAGGGACAUGUCGUCGGGACUCUCUUGCAUACAUUCCUUCCUAUUUGGCAAAUCCUAGUUGGAGGCCAUCGCUAUUGGGUUGGAGGUCAUCGCUGUUAGCUUGGAGGCCAUCACUAUUAGGUCGGAGGCCAUUGCUAUCAGGUUGGAGGCCAUCGCUCCUAGAUUGGAGGCCAUUCUUAUUAGGUUGGAGGCCAUUGCUAUUAGGUUGGAAUUCCUUUGUUUUAUGUUCCAAUCCUAUUUGCCGAAUGAUGCUUGAAAGGACGGGAACGCUUUUGUUCUGCUUUCUUGUCACUUCAAUGAUGGUGUGGUGUGAAAGAUGGACAGAAUGUCCUCUUUUUGCACAAUGUUGUUUUGAAGGUGGAUUCCAUACAUGUAAUGCUUCUUGGGUGCAACCCUUAGCCAGAUACAUGGUGAAUAGAAUCUAGGUACCAUAGCAUGUGCACAACAUGCUUGCAGAGCCAAUUUCGCCAAUGUCCAGCUUUGUGAGCUGAAGCCGGGCCUCGGUGCACCAAAGUGUCUCGUUUGCGUGCAGCUAGGCAUGAAGAAAUCGUUGCAAGACCUGAAGAUAGAGAUCACUGAGUGGAUCGUUCCUGAGGUCGACAGCAAGGAGCCGAAGUGACUUUUGUAGCCAACUGAGCUGCAAGAACGCGAGCCAACUGAGCUGCA